AUGUUGCUCAUCCUGUUCUGCGCCACUCUUGUGGUUGUCUAUGCUCAGCAACCAACACCCUGCCAUAUGAUCAACCGUCCAGCUUCAUGUGAACUUUGGCCUGCAGUAGGAUACAAAAUAACAACAUAUAAUAAACUCUUAUAUUUCACUUGCACACAGAACAAGGAAUACAAGAUUAACCUCAAGGCUAGGAACUGUACUGUGGGCGCUUUGACAAGACCCUUCAUCCACUUCGGUAUCCCCCCUGAUGCCAAGUACACCGGCACUGCCAACGUUGGGCCCGUGAAUAUUCCUGAUGAGCACGCCACCGUCAUCUUGUUCGAGGGAACUGAUCGGGAGAGUGGAGGAUUCUACUAUGGGGAGGUCACUUCACCUGACUGUGUACCCGUCGCAAGUGGUUACUAUAGCAACCAGACCGGAUACCUGCAUACUUCCUUCUACGACAUCACCGGAGGAAUCCCAGACCCGUCUGUUUUCAUUCCCCCAUCAAACUGCGUUCCUGUCUAAGAUUUUAUCUGAAAAAAUCACUAGCGUGGAGAUACAGACAUCUACAUGCUGUAGUCUAGUAAUUCCUAAUAUUGUUAGUCAUUAUUACUUAUAAUUAAGUUAUUUUCGCCAGAAGCAGUAUUUUGUCCGUUUUAUAUCCUGUGUUUUCGAAGACACUUUGAACAAGUUCACUUCGUGGACUUUUUUAAGUUAAUAAAAUACAAUUAAUCAACGUG
Aplysia californica (California sea hare) is the source of this 722-nucleotide messenger RNA. Its product is annotated as mammalian ependymin-related protein 1-like. Gene Ontology annotation, biological process: cell-matrix adhesion. Gene Ontology annotation, cellular component: extracellular region; lysosome. Lineage: Eukaryota; Metazoa; Mollusca; Gastropoda; Aplysiida; Aplysiidae. The record is from RefSeq and is a predicted model, not a curated record. The transcript has 5 exons. Gene Ontology annotation, molecular function: calcium ion binding. The coding region runs from base 1 to 507 and encodes 168 amino acids.